AUGGUGUGCUUCAACACCCAUUACCGGCGCGCUCGUCUGCUGCUCCUGCUGCUGCUGCUCUCUCUGGUCGCAACCGAUACUGCCUCAGCCUCCAAAUUAGUCAAGCUUAAGUCACGUCAGGAUUCAGCCACUGAGAGCAGCAGUGCCCCGGACUGGAUUCCUUGGGACUCUAACACUGAAAUAUCCGACACUGGAGACUUUAAUACAGAUGAUGACUACUCUGAAAGUUUGACCACAGAAGGAUCUGACACUGAGAAUUGGUAUGCUUCAAAUGAUUCUGUGGCUCCAGACCCAUCGUCCUGCGCAUACCCUCAAGAGGCGCUGGGGUCAACCUCGGGCGUGAUCCGCGUGGGGUCAACUACCGAGACCUACUUGGACAACCAGGACUGUGAGUGGUGGCUCCAGGCACCUCGUGGCACCGUGUUCCACAUCACCUGGCUCUCCUUUGACCUGGAAGACGAUGAUGAGUGCUCCAGGGACUAUGUUCAGAUACAGGACGUCUCCACAACUGGUCAGAUCUUAGCAACUUGGAGGAACUGUGGGGCGAGGCUGCCAGGAGGCUUCAGUACCAUCGGCUCACAGGUGGUGGUGAGGUUCCACAGUGAUGGCUCUGGCGUCAGGCCAGGCUUCACUCUCUCCUACACCGUUAUUCGGGCGCCCAUUGAGAUAGAUGGACUCUCUGGCAUCUUCAGCGCGGGAUCGACCAGCUCCUACUACCAGAACAACCAGAGAUGUGAGUGGCAACUCGUGGCACCCCCUGGCACUGUUCUCCGCAUCACCUGGCUCUCCUUUGAUUUGGAAGCCCAAGCAGAGUGCCAGUACGAUUACGUUGAGAUACGAGAAUCUUCCUCAGACGCUGCUGAUGUCGGUAACUGUUGUCAGAAUAUCAUUCGGAGGUAUUGUGGGACGAGGCUGCCAGGAGGCUUCAGCACCUAUAGCCGCCGGGUGAUUGUGAGGUUCAUCAGUGAUUCCUCCGUGGUCAGGCCAGGCUUCACGCUCUCAUACACCUUUACUCCGGUCAACGGUAAGGAUACAAAGUCUUGCAUUGUACCCAAGACGGUUUGA
Messenger RNA from Procambarus clarkii (red swamp crayfish), 1065 nucleotides. Lineage: Eukaryota; Metazoa; Arthropoda; Malacostraca; Decapoda; Cambaridae. The record is from RefSeq and is a predicted model, not a curated record.